AUGUACGUACAUUCUGUCUUGAUCCUCCAACAAAGGACAGAUCAUCUGGUCGCUCCUGCUUUUGCGUCCGUCUACGACAAUUCACACGAUCCGAGAGGACCGAAGAAAACUAUUGUCGAGGCAGCGGUAGACGCGCAAUUUGAGUCCUGUCCGGAUUCUGCCAGCAACAGCCUCCCUGUACCGGUCAGACGUCAGCCCAGGCCAGCAACUCGGCCCAGGCACAGUCUACCAACCCUGGACUGGGCUUCAACCCUUUGUCCUGUCGCCAACAUCGCCAGCCUACAUGGGGACUUUGGACUCGGGCUCCUCUUCAAGCCCCGCGACAUGUACGGCAUCAGUUUAACUGAUACGCCCGCAACAACUGGCCAUAACGACACACAACAUGUGGGGGUUGGGGGGAGGAAGGGGUGA
Molecule: messenger RNA, 411 nt
Organism: Protopolystoma xenopodis
Lineage: Eukaryota; Metazoa; Platyhelminthes; Monogenea; Polystomatidea; Polystomatidae
Source: the annotation of a GenBank genome assembly